AGGAUCUGGCUUCCGCUUUCCCGCAAAAAUAGAACACCCCAAUACCUCUCUCCCUCCAUCUCUAAAAUUUUGGUCUUUGCAGUUUCUCUCUCUAGGAAAAUUCGGAAAAAAAAGGUGCGAUGCAGAAUACGACUGCCACCGACGCCAGCUUAGUUCGUUAUUGACCUCCUUCUCCGAUCGAUUCAGUCUAAGCUCACUUGACAUGUCUGCUUCUCUGCACUCAAAUGCAAAUUGGUGAUUGUUGCCGGAAAGCCAUGCUAAUGUAGUUUUUGAGAAUCUGGGAGUUGAGUGUUGACGGGGCUGUUCGUAUUACCAAUGGGUGUGGGCUACUUAGCAAUUUCAGCAGCAUCCACAGCUUUGAGCUUUGUGGGUCUACAAUGUUGGGCAGAGUUGUCGCUAGACAAACUAAAAUCAGAUGGCUUAAUUGAUGAGAUUUUUAGUAGCCCAGAGAAUGCCAACCAAGCUCUUGAGUUGGUGUGGGGUUCUUAUGCUACUGUUGCGCUGCUGGCGAAUUUUGUUUUUAAUGCAUUCAUUCUACUUAAUCUUUGUCUUAAGACUAUAUUCUUUGUGGAACUUUACCCUUCUGAAACUCGAAAACUCAUGGAACGUCUUGUUAAUUAUGUUAUUUACAAGGGGACAUUUCUUCCAUUGGUUAUUCCAGCAACAGUAUUUCAAGCAGGCUUGUGGUUGAUCUGGUUGACUGUUCUCUGUUCUUUAAAGAUGUUUCAAGCUUUGGCUAGAGAUCGACUUGAACGUCUGAAUGCAUCUCCUUCUGCAAUGCCAUGGACUUAUUUUCGUGUGUAUUCGGUACUUUUGUUGGUCUUGGCUGUAGACUUUUUCUGGAUAAGGCUGUGUUUGGUGAUUUACAGAACAUUGGGUUCAUCCAUGUUUCUAUUAUUGUUCUUUGAGCCAUUCAGUAUUGCGUUUGAGACUAUGCAGGCGAUGUUGGUACAUGGCUUUCAGCUGCUUGAUAUUUGGUUCCAUCAUUCUGCAGGGAAUAGUACAAAUUGUCAAAGGUUCAAACUUUUUGAUGCAAUAGCAGCAGGUUCGUUGACCGAGUGGAAAGGCUUUCUUAUCCGAAAUUUAGGGUUUUCCCUUGACUUGGCAACUUUGUUAAUGGCACUUGGUCAUUACAUUCACAUUUGGUGGCUUCAUGGUGUGGCAUUUCAUCUAGUGGAUGCAGUCCUUUUUUUGAAUAUACGUGCCUUGCUUAGUGCUAUCAUAAAGCGUGUAAGAGGAUAUGCCAAACUAAGAGUAGCUUUAGGUGCUCUUCAUGCAGCUCUUCCUGAUGCAACAUCUGAAGAGCUACGAGCAUAUGAUGACGAAUGUGCUAUCUGCAGGGAACCUAUGGCUAAGGCGAAGAAGCUACAUUGCAGUCACCUUUUUCAUCUUGCAUGCUUGAGAUCCUGGUUGGAUCAGGGUUUAAAUGAAAUGUACUCAUGUCCCACUUGUCGGAAGCCACUUUUUAUAGGCAGAACUGAAAAUGAAGCAAACCAUCACCGUGGAGACAUUUCAAGUGAUGAGCAGCUUGCUCGUCAAAUUAGUGAAGGGCUUGAUCAGCAGACAGCUGCUACUCGACCUGUAGGGGUAUUCACAAAUCAGACCCAUAAUUCUAUAGAAGGCAUCCCUUGGAGAGGCGCAGGUUUGGAUCCAAGCCGGUUGCAUACUUGGCCAGGCCAGGGUGUAGAUGGGGCUGGUCCCUCUACUGCUAUGAGAUCAGUGGGACUAGGUAGAGUUCAAAUGAUGAUGAGACAUCUUGCAUCUGUAGGUGAAACCUAUGCGCAAACUGCUCUUGAGGAUGCUACUUGGAGCCUGUGGCCUAUGAAUCCCUCUCAAGCUGUUGCUUCUGCAUCUUCUGUCUCUCCUGCUACUGUUGGAAGAUCAACCGGAGGUACUGGUGGUUUACACAUGAGGACUGCCUCACGCUCUGCAAGUGACAACAUAGUAAACAUGCUUGCGAUGGCCGAGACAGUACGGGAAGUUCUGCCUCACAUUCCAGACGAGUUGAUACUUCAGGACUUGCAGCGAACAAAUUCCGUCACCGUCACUGUGAACAAUCUUCUUCAGAUGUGAAAUCAGUAAUGUUAGCACAUGUUUUUUUUGUGCUUCAAGCAGUCGACCUGCCCUUUGUAUACCGAGUAUCUGUAGGUUUAGAGCAGCGCACUAAUCGAGCUUGGUCAAUUACCCCCCAACCCCUAUCAUGUCAUUUCAAUUUUUGCCUUUUUUUCAAAUGUCUACAAGUUUCAUUCUGUGUAUAUAUAUGAAGUCGUUUUUAUUUAUAAAAGAAGGGGAAAGGCACACUA
Manihot esculenta (cassava) is the source of this 2303-nucleotide messenger RNA. RefSeq names its product E3 ubiquitin protein ligase RIN2. Gene Ontology annotation, molecular function: ubiquitin protein ligase activity; ubiquitin binding. NCBI's taxonomy places the organism in Eukaryota, Viridiplantae, Streptophyta, Magnoliopsida, Malpighiales, Euphorbiaceae. Gene Ontology annotation, biological process: ubiquitin-dependent protein catabolic process; protein ubiquitination; positive regulation of plant-type hypersensitive response. Bases 316 to 2073 code for a protein of 585 amino acids. Gene Ontology annotation, cellular component: plasma membrane; ubiquitin ligase complex; cytosol. The record is from RefSeq and is a predicted model, not a curated record. The transcript is spliced from 13 exons.